Molecule: messenger RNA, 1000 nt
Organism: Panicum virgatum (switchgrass)
Lineage: Eukaryota; Viridiplantae; Streptophyta; Magnoliopsida; Poales; Poaceae
Exons: 1
Coding region: 81-821 (246 amino acids)
Source: RefSeq, a predicted model, not a curated record
UAACUUAACCAGUGAGGAAUUGGAACACAACUUAUCUAUAUAAUACCCCUCACCCUUUUCGUAGCUUCUUGUAAGUUCCCAUGUGUGUCUCCUUUCUCAUCUUCUUCUUCACUUUAUCCACAGCUUCAGAUUGCACAAGCUUCAGCCCUGCAUGUUCCAGGAUCCAAUCCAUGGAUUUUAGAAGCCGGGUGAGGGCCAUUCUUGCUGCCCUUACCUUCCUGUCCAUGGUAGCUUUGUUGCCUCAUUUGUACACCUGCCUAAGGGCCUUCUUCAUGGAGUUCCUCCCUUCUGUCAUCUCAGUUGUUGUCACACCCAAGUGUCUCUUUGUCUUCUCCAACAUCAUCGUGGUCUUCCUCGUCCGCGAGUCCAAGCUAUCACGGAGAAGCAGCGAGCCACUGAACGUCGUAGACGAUAACAUUGCUGCAAGGGACGAGGGCGUGCUACAUGGUUGUCAGAAGCAGGAGGAGGUAUUGGUGACAGAGGCAUUGCUGCCGGCGAUCCCUCAAAAUACCAAGCAAGGACGACUAGAGAGGAGAACGGUAAUGGGAGUAGGCGAAGAGCAGGAUGCUGCAGCUGUUAAUGAAGUUGUGAAGACGGAUCAGUGUGAGGAUGAAGUUAUUCAUUCUGGUUUAGAUGAACUCCAGGAAGAAGAGGUGAGAGUAGGGGCAAGACAAGACUGCUCAGCCUCAACAGAGGAGGAACUGGAAGAGAGGGGCCUGCCGCCCGUCGACGAGCUGAACCGCCGCGUGGAGGACUUCAUCGCUAGGUUCAACAUGGAGAGGCAGCUCGAGGAGGCACAGAUGCUCGUUUGCUGCUGCUGAGCACUACGUACUGGGUUGAAUAUGCAUGGUUUUUUUUUUGAAGAAGUGCAUGUUUAAUUUUCAUCUCAAGAUAGGAGUUACAUGUACUAUAGAGAUGUUGUAACAUAAUGCUCAUGCAUCACUGCUGUAAAUAACGAAAUGAAGUGUUUUGGAAGAAGUGGGCAACCUUUUUGAUACAA